Guillardia theta CCMP2712 is the source of this 399-nucleotide messenger RNA. RefSeq lists its product as hypothetical. Bases 1 to 399 code for a protein of 132 amino acids. The transcript is spliced from 5 exons. NCBI's taxonomy places the organism in Eukaryota, Cryptophyceae, Pyrenomonadales, Geminigeraceae. The record is from RefSeq and is a predicted model, not a curated record.
AUGCCGACCACCACACAGCUAGCAGCGGUCAGCGGCGCCAUGGCGAUAGGGUUGGGUGCUUUUGGCGCGCAUGGACUCAAGACAAAGGUCGACCCUGCUAUGAUCAAGAUUUGGGAGACAGCUUCGCAUUAUCACCUUGUGCAUUCUGUCGCGCUCUUGGGUAUUAUUCCAUACUACAGGAUUCACAUUGCUGACAUUCUGUUUACAGCCGUGUCCGUCGGACAUGGACACCUGAGCAAGAGAUCAUUGAGGCUCGCUCCUCCGCUGUUCACUGCUGGGAUGGUGUUAUUCUCAGGUUCCUUAUACUUGCUGGUUCUGACCAACAAGAAGGCUCUGGGAGCGAUAACCCCGAUAGGAGGGCUGUCGCUCAUCGCUGGUUGGCUUUCAUUGGCCUUGUAA